AUAACAUCAUAAAUAUUGCACUGACUGACUGACGCCGUGAACUGCUUCCUCCAAUUCUUCCAGUAUACUCGCAAGAUGUCUCAUGAAAUUUCUGAUGUGCUCACAAACGUUGCUCUCCCAAAAACUCAAGCGACCAUAACUCUUCGAGUAAUCAAAUCCUUCGAAUACCGCACGGAACGCAGUCUCGUCUUACACAUGUUGAACCUGGAGAUCACAACAGUUGGCGAGCUCAAGGAUAUGGCUCGGCGAGCUAUUCAGACUAGUUCAGGAUGGAAGCCGUAUCGGAACGUGCAUCUAGAUACACUCAAGUUAUACACCAAAGCUCACGGUGCUAAGACAACUAAUCUGAUCAUCAAUAUGGACCACGACGACUGGAUUUUCGAUGAUGACGCCCGCACCCUAGCUGAACUUGGUAUUGAAAACGAGACAGAGAUCAGCUUCUUUAAUCGUGUAGCCUACAAUGCCUUCAAGGAAAAUCCCGAAAUUCGAUGGGACAUUCCUCCGUAAUGCCGGGAGCCAACCAAGAAGUGAGG
Messenger RNA from Suillus discolor, 533 nucleotides. RefSeq lists its product as uncharacterized. NCBI's taxonomy places the organism in Eukaryota, Fungi, Basidiomycota, Agaricomycetes, Boletales, Suillaceae. The record is from RefSeq and is a predicted model, not a curated record. The transcript has 6 exons. Bases 76 to 507 code for a protein of 143 amino acids.